Messenger RNA from Sinocyclocheilus grahami, 1885 nucleotides. Its product is annotated as prostaglandin reductase 1-like. Gene Ontology annotation, cellular component: cytoplasm. NCBI's taxonomy places the organism in Eukaryota, Metazoa, Chordata, Actinopteri, Cypriniformes, Cyprinidae. The record is from RefSeq and is a predicted model, not a curated record. Gene Ontology annotation, biological process: prostaglandin metabolic process. The coding region runs from base 115 to 1182 and encodes 355 amino acids. Gene Ontology annotation, molecular function: 2-alkenal reductase [NAD(P)H] activity; 15-oxoprostaglandin 13-reductase [NAD(P)+] activity. The transcript is spliced from 8 exons.
AUGACCCGGAAGUCUCACCCAUAGGCUUACUUCCGCGUUGAAGAAAAAGGUGGAUAAUAGAGAAACAGAAAGCUUUAGGUAUAGCAUUAACGGUUGCGUUCAACAAAAAGAGUCAUGGUUCAAGCCAAAACCUGGGUUCUGAAGCAGCACUUUGAGGGCUUUCCUAAAGACACCGACUUCGAGCUGAAACUAGAGCAGCUCUCUAAGCCCAAAGAUGGAGGUUUGCGAUUCUCCGAUUUCAUAUUUUUCCCAUAUUUGCUCUGUUGCAUACCAAGUGGCAUUUAUUCUUGUUCUUCAGAGGUUCUUCUAGAGGCAGUGUUCCUUAGUGUGGACCCUUACAUGCGACCAUACAGCCGUGUCCGAAUGCAAGCAGGAGAUGUGAUGAUCGGAACUCAAGUUGCCAAAGUGAUUCAAAGUAAUAAUCCUUCAUUUCCUGUGGGCUGCCAUGUGGUUGGUCAAUGUGGUUGGAGAACACAUAAUGUGUCAGAUGGGAGCGAUAUCACCAAAGUCUUGGAUGCCUGGCCUCAGAGUGUCUCCCUCUCCCAUGCCCUUGGAGCCAUUGGCAUGCCAGGGUUGACAGCACUCUAUGGUUUGGAGGAGGUCUGUGCCAUCAAACCAGGAGAAACCUUACUGGUGAAUGCAGCCGCAGGGGCUGUUGGUUCUGUGGCUGGUCAAAUUGCCAAACUAAAAGGCUGCAAGGUUGUGGGUUCAGCAGGAGGUGAUGACAAGGUGGCAUACCUAAAAGAGCUGGGCUUUGACCAGGCCUUCAACUACAAGACUGUCUCUUCACUAGAGGAAGCGCUGAAGAACGCUUCACCUGAAGGAUAUGACUGCUACUUUGAGAAUGUGGGCGGCCCUUUUUCGAGUGUUGCUAUUACACAGAUGAAGGCAUUUGGCCGUAUUGCUGUAUGUGGAGGAAUAUCACUAUAUAACGACACCACUCAACAAACAGGUCCUUAUCCACAGCUUGAGAUGAUUUUUAAGCAGUUGAAAAUGGAAGGUUUCUUGGUAAGCAGGUGGGAACAUAAAAAUGAAGAGUCACUGAAGCGAAUGUUGACCUGGAUGCAAGAGGGAAAGCUGAAGUGUAAAGAACAUGUUACUGUUGGCUUUGAAAACAUGCCUGCUGCAUUCAUGGGGAUGCUGCGGGGAGAAAAUAUCGGAAAAGCCAUUGUUAAAGUCUAAUGGCAGGUGUUUCAGUGGUUUGUUCAUGAAGCAACAGUCUUGCCCUUUUUGUUAUAGAUACUGCAUUAUUAAUCGUAUGUUUUCAUGUUGUGUCCUUUAUUUUGUUUUACAAAUAAUAAGUCUGUUUUUGUACAUUGAGUGUCACAUUUGCAACAUUCUCUAGGACAGAUAUGCACAAAACAGGAAAAAAAUUAUACUUUUUUUAAUAUUAGAAGCAGCAAGGAGAUUUUGAUCUCAAAAGAUUAACGUGCAUAGGCCUAUUACGUCUCUUGCUCAGCAUUAUUCAGAAUUUGUCAAUUCUGUCAUAAAAAAACUGAGCAGAAUAUGCCGAGUCAACAUGAACUAGAAGAACUACAUGAAUAACAGCGACAGCAUAAAAAUCAUUAACGGUCUUUAGACGCCCUUUAGUCAGAGUAAGUAAGAUGGAUACAGACAGGCAAAUAAUGACGCUUUGUAGAGGUUUCUAAAAAGUUAUUUUGAUAUAUAAAUAAAUGCAUGAUCUUAAAAAAAAUUAUUUGGUAUUUUUACAACCUGCACUGGGUGGUUGGUGGUAAUGUACAGUGACACAACACAAAUAUCUGUCUGAACGCUGACAUCUUGUGGCUAUUUAUGAAGGAAUCGUAGUUCAUAGUGAAUAUUCAUGAAGAAGAGACGGUCAUCUUAUGUGCGGGGCGAAGAAAAGAAUUGUGUAUUUCAUCCAUGA